CACCUUCAAUUGGGGUUGAUUGAUUGAGGGGAUUGCCGUGAGAAAGCAUCAGCAGCCCUCGCAAGAAGUUUUUCGAGGUUGGAGACGUCAUUUGGUUUGUGGGUUCAUCUGUUUUCUCAGGGUAAUUCCUUUUACAGGAUUCUGUUAGAUUCUGCUUCGGGAGUCGGUAGGUUGGAAGAAUGAUGUGUGGGGCAUAGGAAAGGGACGAGUUCGAAGGAUUUGGAGCGACUAGGUGUGGUGUAGAGGCGGUUUGGUAGACUUUGUUUGGAGUUUUAGUAGGAUCGGUGGUUGAUUGAUUGCUCUGCGAGGUUUUUGGCUGCUGGAGCUGGGAGACCAUUUCCGUGUGUCGCUAUGGCCGACGAGCAAAUUUCCAAGGAGAUGGCCUCGAAACUUGUUGUCGGUGAGGCUGCGGUGAGUUCCUCCGCGGAGCCGGAUGUCGUUUUGGAAGGAUGGUCGACGAGAGUAGAGGAUUUGCUGGACGAGGGCGACGAGGCAGGGGCCGUGAAGGUGCUGGAGGGUGUUAUUGCCAAGCUCUCGGUUUCGAAGAAUGCCGCCUCCAACUUAGGCCUUGCCGUCGCGAUGAGCGACCUGGCGAGGCUAUACGGAUCUCGGGGCAUGUCACUAAAGGCCGACGAGCUUCUCAGCGAGUCCCUGCUCAUCAAGAAGAAGGCCGAAGAAGCUUCUUCUGUCGAUAAUCUCUCAUGGGAAGAUGCAGCUGACGAGAAUCCAAGCAGGAAGGUUACUGUCGAGCAACCGGCGAAAUCUGGAAAUAUGCAGGAGAAUUCCGACAGAGUGCCUGGAGCAGGGUUCCCAAGCACUACUGCCAUGUCUGAUGAAGAAGAUUGGGAAGCUGCUGUCCCGACCUUGCUGGCAUCACCAAAUUUACUGUCACCAGCUGUGAAGAAAACGCCGGUGAAGGUGAAGGAGAAAGAGACCCCGAAGCAACGUGGACGGGGAGCAUUCACAUAUGGUGGUGGCGGCAACCUCUACAGCGAUCAAUUCGAUGAGGACGGUGCCACCCACGAACGGCUCAACCUAACCACCUCCGACCGAGCCAACGACCAUUGGGAUGGCGGUGCUGAGCAUGUGCUUCUGAUAGACGGAUUCUCGCCACUGAUAAAGACAAAGGACUUGGAGGACCUACUGAGACCUUAUUCUGGGCAAGGAGUUAGUAUUCGUUGGAUUGACGACACAAGUGUGGCAGCUGUGUUCCGCACACCUGCCCUCGCGCGACAAGCGUUGGCAGGAAUUCGUGAUCCGCGGUUCAAGGUGCACAAGUACACCGAGGCAGGUGCAGGCCUCAGCCAGCCGAUCUCCUUAUCGAUAUCAGAUUUGGAGCCACCAGCUCCGAGGCCGGCCACUACUGCAAGAGUAGCACAGCGCAUGAUAGCAGGAGCUCUGAGCAGACAAGGGAUCAGCAGCCAAAACCUGCGGGCGAAGACAAAAGCCAAUGCACAGCAGGCAUUGCACCUGGAGGCUGAGAGGAAGCAACGGUUGCUCCAACGGCAGCAAUUGCGUGACGAGGCCUGGGGCGAUGACUAAUUGCAGAGCAGCUUUUUUUGUGUCUACAAUCUACACCUCCAGAAAAUGUAAAUUAUGCAGCAGCAGCCAUGAGCUAAGCCCUUGGAUAUAUACUUUUGUUGGACAGUGCAAUCUCAGCAGAAUAAGUUGCAAAUAAGAGGAACUGAACUUCUCCAGGAAAUUGUGCACAUAACGUGGGUCUCAUCUUUUUUA
Molecule: messenger RNA, 1734 nt
Organism: Physcomitrium patens
Lineage: Eukaryota; Viridiplantae; Streptophyta; Bryopsida; Funariales; Funariaceae
Source: RefSeq, a predicted model, not a curated record